AUGAUUGAUGCUGGUUCAUCAGGUUCCCGUGUUCAUGUCUAUCGAUUCAAAAAGUGUAAUGGAGAUCCAGAAUUAGAAGAUGAAGUAUUUCAUAUGUUAGAACCUGGUUUGUCUUCUUAUCCAAAUAAUCCUCAAGCUGCUGCUGAAUCUCUCAAGGAAUUAAUGGACAUUGCAGUCAAGAGUGUGCCUAAAGAGAAGCAAGGAUGUACACCUAUUGCUGUAAAGGCCACGGCAGGUUUAAGAUUACUAGGCCAAGAAAAAAGUGAUCGCAUUCUUAAUGCUGUCCGUAAAUAUUUAGAGACAUAUCCAUUCCCAAUUGCGGGUGAACAUGGUGUAGAAGUGAUGGACGGCAAAGAUGAAGGUGUUUAUGCAUGGAUUACCGUCAAUUAUUUAUUGGGCAAAUUGAAAAAGACUCAGUUGGGACAAUCAGCAGCUAUUUUCGAUUUGGGUGGUGCUUCCACACAAAUUGUGUUCGAGCCUAUGUUUGAUGUACCUACCGAAAGUAUGUCCGAAGGUGAACACAAAUACCAACUAGAUUACCAAAACAUUACGCACAAUCUCUAUCAGCACUCCUAUUUAGGUUAUGGCUUAAAAGAAGCUCGCAAACAAAUUAAAGCAGCCAUGAUUGACACGUGGGCAUCUGUUGCAUCUAUUGCUGGCAAAGUCUACCAUCCUUGUCUUCCUUUAGAUUAUCAAGAAGACAUAGAAUUAAAAAAUGGAACUCAAAUCCAAUUGGUAGGCACAGGUGCAGGUCAUGCAGCUUGUCGUGGUAUUGUUGAAAAAGUGUUUAAUAAGGAUAAGUUAUGUGAACUGGCUCCCUGUGCCUUUGAUGGUAUCUACCAACCUCCAAUCACCGACACCUUUAAAGACAGAGAUCUCUAUGUGUUUUCUUUCUUUUAUGACUUGACUCAACCCUUGGGUAUGCCUUCGGAAUUUUCAGUUCGUGAAUUAGGCGAACUGACUGAGCGUGUCUGUCGAGGAGAAACAAAGCCCUUCCAACAUGUGCCCAAAGCAAUCCAAUUAUUACAAGACACACCUAGUUAUUGUCUUGACUUGACUUAUAUUCAUAAUUUGCUUAAAUAUGGUUAUGAUAUUCCAAAUGAUCGUUUGGUCCGUACAGCCAAGAAGAUUCGUGGAGCAGAAACUGGAUGGUGCUUGGGCGCUUCCAUUGCUAUGCUUGACGAAAACAAGCUUUGCCAAGUUUAG
This is a messenger RNA of Gilbertella persicaria, 1206 nucleotides long. RefSeq names its product nucleoside phosphatase GDA1/CD39. The record is from RefSeq and is a predicted model, not a curated record. Lineage: Eukaryota; Fungi; Mucoromycota; Mucoromycetes; Mucorales; Choanephoraceae. The coding region runs from base 1 to 1206 and encodes 401 amino acids. Gene Ontology annotation, cellular component: membrane; Golgi apparatus. The transcript is spliced from 2 exons. Gene Ontology annotation, molecular function: UDP phosphatase activity; GDP phosphatase activity. Gene Ontology annotation, biological process: nucleoside diphosphate catabolic process; protein N-linked glycosylation.